Elephantulus edwardii (Cape elephant shrew) is the source of this 592-nucleotide messenger RNA. RefSeq names its product small ubiquitin-related modifier 2-like. Gene Ontology annotation, biological process: protein sumoylation. NCBI's taxonomy places the organism in Eukaryota, Metazoa, Chordata, Mammalia, Macroscelidea, Macroscelididae. Gene Ontology annotation, molecular function: ubiquitin-like protein ligase binding; protein tag activity. The transcript has a single exon. The record is from RefSeq and is a predicted model, not a curated record. The coding region runs from base 115 to 402 and encodes 95 amino acids. Gene Ontology annotation, cellular component: nucleus.
CUUCACCUCCUCCACUGCUGCCACCUCCUUCUUCUGCCGCUCCUGGUGCUGCCUGUGCGCUCUUUGGUGCGGACCUGGUACCUCUUUUGUGAAGCGGCUGCUCAGGCGCUUGCCAUGGCCGACGAGAAACCCAAGGAAGGAGUCAAGACUGAGAACAACGAUCGUAUUAAUUUGAAGGUGGUGGGGCAGGAUGGUUCUGUGGUGCAGUUUAAGAUUAAGAGGCAUACCCCACUUAGUAAACUAAUGAAAGCUUAUUGUGAACGACAGGGUUUGUCAAUGAGGCAGAUCAGAAUCCGAUUUGACGGACAGCCAAUCAAUGAAUCAGAUACACCUGCACAGUUGGAAAUGGAGGAUGAAGAUACAAUUGACGUGUUCCGGCAGCAGACAGGAGGUGUCUUCUAAAAUAAGCACAGAGGAGCCUGCUGUUUUACUCCAGAACUCUGUUCCUGCAGACCAAGAAUACAUUCUCAAUUAGAAAACCACAAGUGGGUUCCAGCACAUCCUGACUACUACAGCUUAGUUUUCUCUCGUCUUUCAUUUCCCCCUCCCUAUUCUUUUAUUGUACAUAAAGUAACUGGUGCAUGUACACAUG